GGAGGGGCGGUGCCUCCAAGCUGCAGCUCAAGUCAAUCAAUGACCAGAGAAGGUGAUGGAGACCACUGUGGAGGAUCACGAGCAGCUCCACCAUUAGAUAGAUUAAAUGUGUCGUCACAUGUUCCUGCUGCUGCUGCUGCUGGUGAUGAGUCUCACAACAAACACAGGCAAUGUUCUCAGUGUGGGAAAUGUUGUGCUAAUAACAGUGUUUUGAAACAACACAUGAAAAUGCACACUCGCGAGAGACCUUUUUCCUGCUCAGUUUGUGGCCAAAAAUUCUUUCAGAAGGGACACUUGAAAACUCAUACAAGAGUCCACACUGGCGAGAAACCUUUUUCAUGCUCAGUUUGUGGCCAAAGAUUUUCAAUGAAGUUUACCUUAAAAAUUCAUACAAGAAUCCACACUGGCGAGAAACCUUUUUCAUGCUCAGUUUGUGGCCAAAAAUUCUCUUCUAAGGGAUACUUGAAAAUUCAUACAAGAAGUCACACUGGUGAGAAACCUUUUUCAUGCUCAGUUUGUGGCCAAACAUUUUCAGUGAAGCAAAGUCUAACACUUCAUACAAGAAUCCACACUGGUGAGAAACCUUUUUCAUGCUCAGUUUGUGGCCAGAAAUUCGGUCACAGGGGACAUUUAAAUGAGCACACAAAAAUCCACGCUGGUGAGAAACCUUUUUCAUGCUCAGUUUGUGGCCAGAAAUUCAGUCAAAAGCAAAACUUAAAAAGGCACACAAGAACCCACACUGGCGAGAAACCUUUUUCCUGCUCAGUUUGUGGCCAAAAAUUCUCUUGUAAGGCAUCAUUGAAAACUCAUACAAAAAGUCACACUGGUGAGAAACCUUUUUCAUGCUCAGUUUGUGGCCAGAAAUUCAGUCAAAAGCAAAACUUGAAAAGGCACACAAGAACCCACACUGGCGAGAAAACUUUUUCCUGCUCAGUUUGUGGCCAAAAAUUCUCUUAUAAGGCAUCCUUGAAAACUCAUACAAGAAGUCACACUGGUGAGAAACCUUUUUCAUGCUCAGUUUGUGGCCAAACAUUUUCAGUGAAGCAAAGUCUAACACUUCAUACAAGAAUCCACACUGGUGAGAAACCUUUUUCAUGCUCAGUUUGUGGCCAGAAAUUCAGUCAAAAGCAAAACUUAAAAAGUCACACAAGAACCCACACUGGCGAGAAACCUUUUUCCUGCUCAGUUUGUGGCCAAAAAUUCUCUUAUAAGGCAUCCUUGAAAACUCAUACAAAAAGUCACACUGGUGAGAAACCUUUUUCAUGCUCAGUUUGUGGCCAGAAAUUCUCAGAGAAGGGAACCUUAAAAACGCACACAAGAAUCCACACUGGCGAGAAACCUUUUUCAUGCUCAGUUUGUGGCCAGAAAUUCUCAGAGAAGGGAACCUUAAAAACGCACACAAGAAUCCACACUGGCGAGAAACCUUUUUCAUGCUCGGUUUGUGGCCAAAAAUUCAGUCACAAGCAAAACUUAGAAAGUCACACAAGAACCCACACUGGCGAGAAACCUUUUUCAUGCUCAGUUUGUGGCCAAAGAUUUUCCGUGAAGGAAGCCUUAAAAAGCCACUCAAGAGUCCACACUGACGAGAAACUUUAUUCCUGCUAAGUUUGUGGCCAUAAAUUCUCUCACAAGGGAACCUUAAAAAGUCACUCAACAAUCCACACUGGCGAGAAACCUUUUUCAUGCUCAGUUUAUACUCAAACAUUCGCACAGAGGGGACAUUUAAUAAUGCACACAAGAAUCCACACUGGUGAGAAACCUUUUUCAUGCUCAGUUUGUGGCCAAAG
Syngnathus acus (greater pipefish) is the source of this 1787-nucleotide messenger RNA. RefSeq names its product gastrula zinc finger protein XlCGF57.1-like. Lineage: Eukaryota; Metazoa; Chordata; Actinopteri; Syngnathiformes; Syngnathidae. The transcript has a single exon. Bases 40 to 1605 code for a protein of 521 amino acids. Gene Ontology annotation, molecular function: DNA-binding transcription factor activity, RNA polymerase II-specific; RNA polymerase II cis-regulatory region sequence-specific DNA binding. The record is from RefSeq and is a predicted model, not a curated record. Gene Ontology annotation, biological process: regulation of DNA-templated transcription.